AUGGACACCUUGGAGCUGCAAACUCAAGAAAAUAUUGGAGGCAGCAAAAGAGUAGUUGCAAUACAUGAAAGUUCACCCUCCAUUAAUGAAAGCAAACAUUUUGAUCUUGAUCAUGACCCUCAAGAGGAGAAACCUGGAUGGAGAAAAUUCUUGUUCUUCAUUGGACCUGGUUUUCUUGUUUCAAUGGCAUAUGUCGACCCCGGAAAUUUGGAAACUGACUUGCAAGCUGGAGCAAACCAUGGAUAUGAGCUAUUGUGGAUCAUCUUCAUUGGAUUAAUCUUUGCUCUAAUUACACAAUCUUUGGCCGCAAACCUUGGUGUAACCACUGGAAAACAUUUAUCAGAGUUGUGCAAGGCUGAAUAUCCUAAAUAUGUGACAUACUCCCUGUGGUUGCUAGCAGAGGUUGCUGUCAUAGCUGCUGAUAUUCCUGAAGUCAUUGGGACAGCAUUUGCACUUAACAUAUUGUUCCACAUCCCAGUGUGGGUUGGAGUUCUUUGUACUGGGAUGAGCACUCUCUUACUUCUCGGCCUGCAAAAAUAUGGAGUGAGGAAGCUUGAAUUGGUGGUUUCAGUUCUAGUAUUCGUCAUGGCUGCAUGUUUUCUUGGAGAAUUAAGUUAUGUAAAGCCUCCAGCAAGAGAUGUGCUUAAGGGCAUGUUUGUUCCGAAGCUCAAUGGUAAUAGUGCCACAGGCGAUGCCAUUGCUUUAUUAGGGGCACUCGUAAUGCCGCAUAACCUCUUCCUGCAUUCAGCUCUCGUGCUUUCUCGAAAAAUACCAAAAUCAGAGCGGGGCAUCAAUGAUGCAUGUCGAUUCUUUCUCAUAGAAAGUGGAUUUGCAUUGUUUGUGGCCUUUUUAAUCAAUGUUGCAGUUAUAUCUGUAUCCGGAGCCGUUUGCUCAGGAGAGAACCUUUCACGAGAAAGAAUUGAGAGUUGCAAUGAUCUUACUCUUAACUCUGCCUCUUUCCUUCUGAAGUUACCAAUUGUUUCAAUAAUUGGUGGAUCUUCCGGGGCUGGAUGGCUCAUUAUAAUAGCUUCAAUGAUCCUUUCUUUUGAACUACCAUUUGCCCUCAUCCCUCUUCUUAAGUUUAGCAGCAGUACCACAAAGAUGGGCCCUUACAAGAACUCCAUUUAUAUAAUCGUGAUUUCCUGGAUUUUGGGGCUAGGAAUCAUUGCCAUCAAUAUAUACUACCUCAGCACAGACUUUGUUGGAUGGCUAAUUCAUAACAGUUUAUCAAAAGUAGGCAAUGUGUUCAUCGGAAUCCUGGUAUUUCCCUUGAUGGCAGUCUACAUUGUUGCUGUAUUCUAUCUUAUGUUUCGAAAAGACACGAUUGACACGUUCAAAGAACCGGAAAAGUAUGAUCCAAAUGCUCAAAUUCAUAUGGAGGAUGGAAGUCUUAAUCGAGAUCAUGGAGAUCAUAUUCCAUAUAAGAAGGAGUUAGUAGACAUUCCACUUCCUGAAUAA
Messenger RNA from Coffea eugenioides, 1458 nucleotides. RefSeq names its product metal transporter Nramp1-like. The coding region runs from base 1 to 1458 and encodes 485 amino acids. Gene Ontology annotation, biological process: metal ion transport. Gene Ontology annotation, molecular function: manganese ion transmembrane transporter activity; cadmium ion transmembrane transporter activity. The transcript is spliced from 12 exons. Gene Ontology annotation, cellular component: membrane. The record is from RefSeq and is a predicted model, not a curated record. NCBI's taxonomy places the organism in Eukaryota, Viridiplantae, Streptophyta, Magnoliopsida, Gentianales, Rubiaceae.